Eurytemora carolleeae is the source of this 625-nucleotide messenger RNA. RefSeq names its product putative protein TPRXL. The record is from RefSeq and is a predicted model, not a curated record. NCBI's taxonomy places the organism in Eukaryota, Metazoa, Arthropoda, Copepoda, Calanoida, Temoridae. Bases 59 to 625 code for a protein of 188 amino acids. The transcript has 7 exons.
UAUUUACUUCUACAAGAGAUAUAAUCAUUUCGACAUUUAGCUGAAUGGUGUUUCCAAAAUGUCAGCUUCAAAACCGUUUAUUCUACCAACAUCCAAACCAGGGAGCAUUGCGUCCCGGAUUAAAGAUCUACAAGGUGGGGAUAGUGACUCUAGAGAUUUAAUUCGUCAGUAUAAACCAACUUACAAGGACUUCACUCCCUCCAAUAGCUACAGGGACAGGGACUCCAUCUUCUCGAAGAACUCCUUCAACUCCUCGAACCAGAGAUACAGGGAGAGCUCUGUGCCCAAAAUCAGGGAAUCCUUUAUGUCCAGCAGAAUUGAAAGAGACCUCGUUGGGAAAGAGUCUAACAGUGCUGAGAAAAGUCGAAGUUUGGACUCAAACUCCAGUGGAGUUUACAGUAAUAGAUCUUUCCCUCAAGGAUCCACCCAGACCUCACCUUCCUCCUCCACACCUUUGUCAUCUACUCCAUCUUCAAGCAGGAGUACUCCACCACCUUCUACUGAUACAACCUCCUCCUUCAGGUGGUCAGAUAGGAUGAAGUCCUCUCCUCCCUUCAAUAGAAGAACUUCAGCAGAACCUAAGAAGAUUUCUGCAUUAACACUCAGGUUAGUGUCUAGUGUCUAG